Molecule: messenger RNA, 870 nt
Organism: Meira miltonrushii
Lineage: Eukaryota; Fungi; Basidiomycota; Exobasidiomycetes; Exobasidiales; Brachybasidiaceae
Product: putative RPA12-13.7 kd subunit of DNA-directed RNA polymerase I
Exons: 3
Coding region: 29-421 (130 amino acids)
Biological process (GO): termination of RNA polymerase I transcription; DNA-templated transcription
Cellular component (GO): RNA polymerase I complex
Molecular function (GO): zinc ion binding; DNA-directed RNA polymerase activity; nucleic acid binding
Source: RefSeq, a predicted model, not a curated record
UCAUCAUUUCACAAACGCUUACAGUACAAUGACUGGUGUACUACUUCCCGACAAAGUUGGUUCGCUUCUGUUCUGUCACAGAUGCGGAUCAUUACUCGAUAUACCCGGUGAUGAAGAUUUAAUCAAAUGUGCUCCUUGUGGUGCAGUUCAAGAUGCUUCAGUCUACGACAACUUGACAAUCACAACAAAAUCACACCCAUUAGCAUUCCCAUCAGCACUUUUACAAAAACGACAGCUAGUACACACAGCAACAGGAGCAGAAGGAACACGAGCAAAAGAAGCAACGAUCAAAGAAGAUUGUCCUCAAUGUGGUCAUGAUGAAAUGCACUUUUAUACAAUGCAAAUGCGUAGUGCUGAUGAAGGUUCAACAGUCUUUUAUACCUGUCCUAAAUGUGGACAUAAAUUCAGCCAAAACAAUUGAUCUCAGUUCACUUCACGUCCUCGCCGCAUCCGACUCAUUCUUUCAGCAUUUGUAUUCUAUUCAAUUCAACUUAUUGUGACAGGUAUGAACGUGUGACUAUUUACAACAUGAAUCAACCUUUUCUUUGCCGGACAUCGAUUCAACACCCGGCAGUAUACCAGGACCCUUCCAUCUUCCAAAAGCGUAAUUCAAUCGAAUGAUCAAAAGAUCCAAUCCCAUUCUGAUACUAUCUUUCAAGAUAUCAAUCUUGCUACCUUCCACUUCACGCCAAUCGACAGCAACUUCAGAAAUUGGCAAAGGUAAACGUAAAAGUGGAUCUUUUACUGCAGAAUCAGCAAAGAGUGAAGGAUUCGAAGCAGCUGUUCUCUGGAGUGUAUUGGAAGAUGCAACUUCAGCCAACAACAAAAGCUCAACAUCGAAUAUCCAACGAUCGAUGUGUGCUAAAGGAA